AUGAGCGGCUUCGGACCUAUCGGAAUUGGGGGUGCUGGCAGCAGCAUUAGCAAGGACGGUGUAGCAGCAACCGGGGACGUCAACAGUGACUUAGACGUAGUGAGAUUGUUGCCGUCAUUCCUGCGAGGAGUUAGCGACGAGAGUAGACGGACGAUUGAGGGGCUUAUGGCGACGAAGCCGUGCGGGCUGAUAGUGUCAGACGCUUUAGAACCUGAUCAUCCUAUCAUCUAUGUGAAUAGUGUGUUCGAGCGCUUGACGGGUUACACGGCGGAAGAUAUUCUUGGACGGAAUUGUCGGUUCCUUCAGUAUCGCGGGGCAUUCGCGCAGCGACCGCACUCUCUCGUGAAUCCCGCCACCGUCGCGCGGUUACGCCAGUGCAUCGCAGAAGGCCGCGAGUUCUGCGGGGAAAUCCUCAAUUUCCGGAAGGACGGCAGUGCCAUCAUGAAUAACCUCUGCAUCGCGCCGAUUCGCGGAAGCGACACUAGCACAGUUACCCAUUUCGUCGGGGUGCAGUCUUUCGCAGAAACCAACGUCGAGCUCGGCCCGCUGCCAGGCCCGCCGCACAAGGAGCCGCAGCAUCUGCCUAUGUCGGGGGCGGCAGCCUCAGCCGCCGCCGCCGCAGCAGCCGCCGUGGUUGCCUCUCGUUGGCCACCCUCUAGACAGCCCGGACCGCUCUCCGACCGGUUGCCAGUCGGUUCAGUUGUCGGCUCGUGCAGCCGUGCGGAUCCCACUGACGCCUCACCCGUCCCCGUGCCCAGCACGAGCGCAGCUGCCGCUGGCUGCAGCAGCGGCAGCGCGUGGCCCGCUUGCUGCCUCCACGACCAUGAGCCGUUCCCAGGGUUCGGGCGGAAAUGCGCGCGGGAGGGGGAGGGCGGCGGGGGAUGUAUAGGGCCCGGGCGGAGUUACCCCAGCAGCAGCGACUGCGGUAGAAGCCGGGGCAGCGGCAGCGGGAGCGGGAGCGGGAGGUGUAGCGGUCUGCUGCAAGUAAGUGACGAGGUGCUGGUGCAGCAAGUGAUGUGCCAUCUGGGCCCCAGAGACAUCGCGUCCCUCGCCAUGUCGUGUCGGCGGUUCCGCCAGCUCGCGGUCAGCCAGGACGUGUGGCAGCGCGCGUGCCAGCACGUGUGGGGCGUGGAGGCGACCGCCGCCGUGCAGGCGCAGGCGACGGUGGGGUGGAAGACGGAGGAGGAGGAGGCGGCGGAGGAGGUGGUGCGGCGAGGGCGAUACGCGUGGCACGGGAAGAGUAAGGUCGUAUUCGAGGGGGCGGUUGGGAGGGAAGGAGGAGUAGAGGGGUCGGGUGGGAAGCGGUUGAGUACGGUUGGGGGGCAGCAACAGCAGCAGCAGCGGCAGCUGAUAGAGAACCACCAGAAGUCACAGUGGCUGCAGCGGGUCAAGUGGUCGCAGAUUGCGCGCGAAAUGACGACGCUGGAAGCCGCCACGUGGCGCAAGGUCACAGUAAAAGGGUCCGUGGAGCCAUCCCGGUGCAACUUCAGCGCGUGCGCGGUGGGCAGCAAGGUGGUGCUAUUCGGCGGUGAGGGUGCCAACAUGCAGCCCCUUAACGACACAUUCGUUCUAGACCUUGCCUCCGACAUGCCCGAGUGGCGGCACGUCCCCGUCGCGGGUUCCGCGCCCCCCGGCCGCUGGGGGCACACACUGUCGUGCGUGAACGGGUCGGGGCUGGUGGUGUUCGGCGGGUGCGGGCGGGAGGGCCUGCUGAACGACGCGUUUCUCUUGGACCUGGACGACAAGCAGCCCAAGUGGCGUGAGGUUGUGGUGGGGGAGGAUGCCGGGAGCAGCAGCGGUGCCGGCGCUGGGGACGGGGGGACUGGCGGGGAUGGCACGACUGGCAGGGGGGACGCCGGGGGGAAUGGUGACCUGGGGGAUGGAUUGGUUCUGAGGGGCGAUGGGGAGGCGCGGACAGCCACGCAAGCAUCAGGGGAUGGAGAGGGAGUUGUGAGACGGGAACAGGGAGAGGCGGCGACCCAACCGUUGGAUACGAGACAAGACGACCAGCAGCAGGACAGCAGACAGCAGCAGCACCAACAGCAACAACAACAACAGCAGCAGGAGCCGCACCAGCGCCGGCAGCACCAGCUGCAGGCAGUCGCGCCAGCAGCGCCCGCAGCGCCCGCGCCCCCGCAGCGGCCGCACCCGCGGUCGUGGCACAGCUCCUGCACCGUCGAGGGCUCCAAGCUCGUCGUCUCCGGCGGCUGUACCGCCUCCGGCCGCCUUCUCUCCGACACGUUCCUUCUCGACCUAGCGCACAACCCGCCGUCGUGGAAGGAGAUCCGCGUGGCGUGGGCGCCGCCCGCGCGCCUGGGGCACACGCUCUCCGCGCUGGGCGGGCGCAAGGUGCUCAUGUUCGGGGGGCUGGCGACGAGCGGCGCGCUGCGCCUGCGGUCGAACGACGCGUUCACCAUCGAUCUUGCCGACGAGCAUCCCAACUGGCAGACCGUUUCCCCCGACGCGCCUCUCCCGGGGGGAGGGGGCGGCGCGAACGGCAGCGGGGCAGGGGGCGGGGGGGGAACCGGCGGAACGCCAGGGGGAGCGUCGCCUCCGCCGAGACUGGACCAUGUGGCGUUUGCGCUGCCUGGGGGGCGGGUGUUGGUGUUCGGGGGGUCAAUCGCGGGGGUGAGCCCUACCCCCUCGCAGGUAUACCUGCUGGACCCGGGAGAGGAGAAGCCACGGUGGCGGGAACUGGCGUUUCCUGGGCAGCAGCCGCGGAUAGCGUGGGGGCACAGCACGUGCGUGGUGGGGGGGACUAAGGCCGUGGUGCUGGGCGGGCAGACGGGCAAGGAGUGGGUGCUGAACGAAUUGCACGAGCUCUCGCUUCUGAGCGCCGCUGCUAUGACCCCCCCUGCGCGCGCUGUGCGGGACGAGCAUGGAGGGGAGGCUGACGGAGAUGCGCGGCAAGAGGGGAAUGCGGAGGGUGGUGGUGAUGGGGAGGUGCGGAGACUGGAUGGUAGCAGCGGGGAGGGGAGGGCAGGGGAAGGGGCGCGUGUGGAGGACGGGGCAGGGGAGGAGGGUGUGGUGGUGGCUCAGGGUCAUGUGGCAUCGGCGUCUAAUCCAGGAUAG
This is a messenger RNA of Closterium sp. Naga37s-1, 3072 nucleotides long. NCBI's taxonomy places the organism in Eukaryota, Viridiplantae, Streptophyta, Zygnematophyceae, Desmidiales, Closteriaceae. The record is from the annotation of a GenBank genome assembly.